This is a messenger RNA of Notechis scutatus (mainland tiger snake), 459 nucleotides long. The record is from RefSeq and is a predicted model, not a curated record. NCBI's taxonomy places the organism in Eukaryota, Metazoa, Chordata, Lepidosauria, Squamata, Elapidae.
CUUUUCGCCUGUCCUGCGCCUGGGCCUGACCGGCUUGGCCUCUCGUUGCAGUGGCCGCGGUGCUGAGCAUGUGCAUCCAGCACUUCAUCGGGGGCCAAAUCACCACCCUGGUCUUCAGCAAGAUGAUGCUCUGCACUCAGAAAGCCCCAGAAAAGAUCCAGGCCACCCACUACAGCCUUUUGGCCGCUAUCGAGGUCCUUGGUAAAGUGGCUUUCAGCACCGUGGCAGGUAGCCUGGUGGACUGGCUGGGCUUUCCUCACGCCUUCGGCGUCUUCCUCGCCUUCUCAUUUGCCUCCGUGCUCUACACGGUGUAAGCCAGGGUGGGCAGCCGCUGUUCCACCAGGAGCCGUCCAGUGUCGCUGGCCAGAGAGAGAGAGAGAGAGAGAGAAAGAGAGAGGUCACCUCAAGGAGAAGCCCAUGAAAGACAACGGGCGUUUCAUUAAAGCAACCGCCUCACCC